CUUGCGCAACUUCCCUCUUUACUUUCCAAACACUUGUCACGCAACUUCCUUCUCUCUCGCUGGCUUUGUCCGCACCCUUUAUAAAGCGCCAGCACAAAUCCAUCCUCACUUCACACUACUCUCAAAACCAUUCACAGCUAUCUUACUUGCUUUGCUUGCUGGCUGGCUUGUUUCUCUCUCUACAAUUCUAUUUUUUUUUCUCUCUCUCUCUCUAAAACCUUUAGGAAGAAUCAAAGAUCUAAUGGCUCUUGAAGCUCUUAGCUCUCCCACUACACCCACUCCUUCCAUCUCUUAUGAUAAAAUGAAUCAAAGCUAUUUUGAGUCAUGGAAAAAGGGGAAGCGCUCUAAACGACCGCGUAUUGAACAAUCACCCACCGAAGAGGAGUACCUUGCUCUCUGCCUCAUCAUGCUCGCUCGCAGCGGCGGCCGGGUUGACUCAUCCGCCCGCCACCACUCGUCAGCUCCUCUGCCUCCACCGCCACCGUCUGAGGCGAAGCUCGUCUACAAGUGUUCCGUCUGCAACAAGGCCUUCGGCUCCUACCAAGCCCUAGGCGGUCACAAGGCCAGUCACAGGAAACUCCUCGCCGGAGUCGACGAGCAAUCCGCCACCACCUCGACCACCACCAGUACUGCCGGCGCGAGCGGCGGCGGCAGGGUUCAUGAGUGCUCCAUCUGCCACAAGUGCUUUCCCACCGGACAGGCGUUGGGCGGACACAAGAGGUGUCACUACGAAGGCGGUGCUGGAAGCAGCAACGGCGGCGUCACCUCGUCGGAAGGAGUGGGGUCCACCAACAGCCACCGCGAUUUCGACCUGAAUCUGCCAGCCUUGCCGGAAUUCUGGCCUGGUUUCGGCCGCGAAGAUGAGGUGGAGAGUCCUCAUCCGGCGAAGAAGCUCCGUCUUGUGUUGACGCAGAAAUCUCAAAAUCUAUUGAAAUCAAAUAUAGUCUAGAAAAUCAGGAUUUUUAAUUUAGGAGUUUUUGGAAGUUAAUUGUUAUCUUUAAUUUUAUUUUUUUAUUUUAUUUUAUUUUACUUAGGUGAUUGAUUUUUUUUUUUUUUUUUUUUUAUGUACAUAGGGUCUGAAGACUCUGUACUCUCAUUCCUGUUUGAUGAUAACUAGUGAUUUAUUUCAUUUAUUAAUUUGAAGACAAUAUAUUUUAAUUAAUUAAAAAGGUCGUUGCCAUCAA
Molecule: messenger RNA, 1184 nt
Organism: Cornus florida
Lineage: Eukaryota; Viridiplantae; Streptophyta; Magnoliopsida; Cornales; Cornaceae
Product: zinc finger protein ZAT10-like
Exons: 1
Coding region: 242-949 (235 amino acids)
Molecular function (GO): DNA-binding transcription factor activity
Source: RefSeq, a predicted model, not a curated record